Molecule: messenger RNA, 1787 nt
Organism: Xylona heveae TC161
Lineage: Eukaryota; Fungi; Ascomycota; Xylonomycetes; Xylonales; Xylonaceae
Exons: 2
Coding region: 183-1595 (470 amino acids)
Source: RefSeq, a predicted model, not a curated record
CAAAAUUGUAGCGUGGGGAUCCGAAGCUCUUUCGGUUUAAGAUAUUUUUCCGUGAACAUAUCGAGAACGACAUAAGCACAUAUUUCUCUUUUAGUAGCAAUUAAGCACAAGUGUGUUUGUAUUUGUUUUCUCACCCGACAAAUACAACCUUCACAGAGCGAAAGAGGAAAAGACGACAAAAAAUGACGAGGUCAGCAGAUGAUAAUAUGCAGCCAUCGCAGCUCGAUCAACAACUUCAUCAACAACCACAGCAACGACCAGGACAACAAAUGGAGUUUCUGCAUCUCUCUGCUCAAGAAGCAUAUGAUCAAUGGGCGCCUACCUACGACACCAUGCCAAACAUUCUAGUCCGCACUGAUAAUCUAGCUAUGAUUUCUCUGCGGGAGCAAUUCACAUCACUUCUCCUUUCAUCUUUACCUUCACCUUCUCCCUCCCUCUCUUCCUCUCCUUCUUCCGCCUGUUCUACCUCCUCCAGUCCACCGACAGCUCACAACGCAACACAAAUCCCAGGACCGACCGUAAUCGACCUUGGAUGCGGCACAGGCCGCUGCACGCUUCCUCUACUGCGCAUUCCAAACGCGCGUAUCAUGGGCCUGGAUAUAUCACCGGGCAUGCUCGCGAUUGCCGAGUCUCGAUGCACUGCUGCGUUGCGGGAACUGCAAUUGCACUCCCACUGUGGCAGCGACGACGACAUUCGUAGUACGACAAGACGUAUAACAAAUGACACGAUUGGCAAAUCUGAUGGUGUCGGCGCUUCCCAGACCUCAAUGGAUGCUAGCAGUCCUACAAGAUUUAACCAUUUAGAUGCUGGAAAAGCUGCGUAUGCAAAAGACGUAGAGUUCCGAUUAUGGGAUGGGACUACAACGUCAACAUCAACAUCAGGAACAAAGACGCCUGUUUCUACUUUUACGGAGCCGAACCUACAGCAAGAAGCAGAAUAUAGUCCCACUGCAGACGGAAUAAUAUCCGCUCUCGUAUUGGAGCAUUUCCCGCUACACGACUUUUUCGCCGCGGCAUAUGACAUGCUCGGCGGGGCUAAGCGCGACGGGACGAGGAGCAGUAGCAAUAACACCGUCACCUUUACUCCUAUUCCUGCUCCAAGCCGCAACAAUGCUAGCCAGCACAGCAGAGGCUACCGCUACCGCUACCGCUACCUUCUUAUCAGCAACAUGCAUCACGAGAUGGGCGCGCGGACGGGUGCGGGAUUCAUUGACCCCGUGACGGGCAAACGCGUGCGGACAGUGACGUUUGUGCAUACGGUAGACAGCGUCCUUGCGGAAGCGGCAAAAUGGGGCUUCGAGCUUGUAGGUGACGUACAUGAGAAAAAAGUUGACGCGGACUGGUUGGACGCGGUGAGUAGUAGUAGUAUCGCCUAUCGAAAGAGGAACAAUAUAGGUUCGAACGAGAACCGUAGGGAACGGGCAGAAAGAAAAACAAGAUGUGCAUCACCGAAAGGCGAAGAGAAAGACGAUGAUGAGGGUGAGCAGGACGAUGAUGAAAAAAAGGCAGAAGCUGAACGCAAAUGGCGAGUUACUGCGCAAAAGUGGAUAGGCGUUAAUGUCUGGUUUGGAAUGUUGUUCCGCUUGAGCGUCUAGUGGGGACGAAGCAGACGCUGUUUGGGACUGGGUAAUGGAUGGAGGAGAUCAGAUGCCAUAAUGAUGACUCAGGGGAGCAUUUUCCUGGGGUAUUGGAGAAUUUCAGGUAUAUGUGCAUGUGAGAAAGAGGGGUUUUGAAGAAGGAGUUGAACAAGGAGUGGGAGACCCCACGUUGGGAUUAUACAGGAGCGU